Dermacentor andersoni is the source of this 1913-nucleotide messenger RNA. It is a transcript of the gene Arp3, whose product is annotated as Actin-related protein 3. The record is from RefSeq and is a predicted model, not a curated record. Lineage: Eukaryota; Metazoa; Arthropoda; Arachnida; Ixodida; Ixodidae.
AAUCAGAACGAGCAAAAGCAACAUUGGCAAAUUUCGGCGCUGCUGCUGCUGCUUUGGCAUCGCCUUGUACUAGGACUGAAGCUGUGGAGCCGCGGUCUACAAUAUGACAGAAGGGCGGCUUCCAGCGAUUGUUAUUGAUAACGGCACGGGUUACACAAAGCUCGGUUUUGCUGGAAAUAAAGAGCCUCAAUUCAUUAUACCAUCUGCAAUAGCAAUACGAGAGAGUGCCAAAAUCGGAGACCAAGCUACAAGAAGGUUAGCAAAAGGCAUUGAUGACUUGGAUUUCUUCAUUGGUGACGAGGCCUUGGAUGCUGCAGGCUAUGCAGUGAAGUACCCAAUCCGCCAUGGCAUUGUGGAAGACUGGGACUUGAUGGAGCGCUUCUGGGAGCAAUCUAUAUUCAAGUACCUACGAGCUGAACCUGAGGAUCAUUACUUUUUAUUAACAGAGCCACCACUAAACACUCCAGAGAAUAGGGAGUAUACAGCAGAAAUAAUGUUUGAGUCCUUCAAUGUGCCUGGACUCUAUAUAGCUGUCCAGGCUGUCCUGGCUUUAGCUGCUUCCUGGACAUCUCGUCAACUAGGAGAACGCACCCUGACUGGCCUUGUGAUCGAUUCUGGUGAUGGUGUCACUCACUGUAUCCCUGUGGCUGAGGGCUAUGUGAUUGGCAGCUGCAUCAAGCACAUUCCCAUUGCUGGACGCAAUGUGACCUACUUUAUUCAGAACCUUCUGCGUGAGCGGGAGGUGGGCAUUCCACCAGAGCAGUCUUUGGAGACUGCAAAAGCCAUCAAGGAGAAGCUGUGUUACAUUUGUCCAGACAUUGCCAAGGAAUUUUCCAGAUAUGACCAGGAGCCAAGCAAGUGGAUCAAGAAAUAUGAAGGCAUGAAUGCAAUCACGAAGCAGAAGUUUUGUGUUGAUGUAGGUUACGAACGAUUUCUGGGACCUGAAAUCUUCUUUCAUCCUGAGUUCUCAAAUCCUGACUUUACUACACCUAUUUCUGAGAUUGUUGACACAUGUGUGCAAAGUUGCCCCAUUGAUGUGCGACGCCCACUUUACAAGAACAUUGUUCUGUCUGGUGGCUCCACAAUGUUUAAAGACUUUGGCCGCCGACUACAGCGAGACUUGAAGCGUGUGGUUGAUGCACGACUUAAGUUCAGUGAAAAGCUAAGUGGAGGACGCAUCACGCCGAAGCCAAUGGAAGUGCAAGUGAUUUCCCAUCACAUGCAGAGAUACGCUGUCUGGUUUGGUGGCAGCAUGUUGGCAUCUACGCCGGAGUUCUACGAAGUGUGCCACACAAAAAAGGCCUAUGAAGAGUGUGGACCGAGCAUCUGCCGUCACAACCCAGUAUUUGGUGCCAUGACAUAGGGCUGUAUUGUGGAAGGCUUUUCUCUUUCUUUCAUUUUUGACAUGUGGCUUUGCAUGGUUGGACAACUUUUUGACAGAAUGCCAACCUUUUUACGACUUUUCUUUGGUUUUAUAUUCCCUUUUGUUGCCCUAAAAUCAUACUGUAUUUACUUCAACCAUCUUUAGCGGUUGAGCAGUAGCUGGACAGUUGAUGCUGCAGUGAAGGCUGCAUUUUUUUUUACCUAUUUACAAUAAGUUUAUUCGUAGCCUAUUUAUGAUAUGUUAUGACGAUUAUAUGAAAGACAGCAGGUACAUUUUUGUAAUAUAAAUGUGCCUGCUUGUGGCAGUUGGUCUGUAUGGUGCAUGGAAGCUAUUGCGACAUGCAUGUGGCAAUUGUUAAAUUCUACUUUUUUUUUCCUCCUGCAGACUAAGUGCUCUUUAACUGGUCUUCACACAUUUAUGCAACUAAUUUCUUCCUCUGUUCGCACCUUUUUUUUUUUUUAAUCAUAAUGUAAAGAAAUUGUACAUUUUAUUUUUUCAAAGUAUCACAUUAAAGUUGUUGAAUAUGGCA